Fibroporia radiculosa is the source of this 3297-nucleotide messenger RNA. RefSeq lists its product as uncharacterized. Bases 1 to 3297 code for a protein of 1098 amino acids. The record is from RefSeq and is a predicted model, not a curated record. Gene Ontology annotation, molecular function: protein binding. NCBI's taxonomy places the organism in Eukaryota, Fungi, Basidiomycota, Agaricomycetes, Polyporales, Fibroporiaceae. The transcript has 4 exons.
AUGCAUAAGCGUCUGGACACUCUUGGUAGAUCGCUGCGGAUCCGUUACGAACGGCUAGGGGACCUCUCAGACCUAAACAGGUCGAUUUCGGCUAAUGAAGAUGCAGUGCGACUGACUCCGGAAGGCCAUCCUGACAAGUCUCACCAUCUGGAAGUUCUCGGAAACUUGCUCUUCACUCGCUCCGAACGAGCGGGAGACCUUGCGGACCUUGAUAGAUCGAUUUUGGUUAUGGAGGACGCUGUGCGGCUCACCCCUAGGGACCAUCCUGAGAGGUCUAAUCGCUUGAUCAACCUCACCAAAUCGUAUUGGACCCGCUACGAUCGACAGGAAAACCUCGCCGAUCUUACGAUGUCAAUUUUUGCACAGGAAGCUUCAGUUCAGCUCACUCCAGAUGAUCACCCUGACAAGCCUGAGCGUCUGUCAAUUCUUGGACACUUGCUCUUGACCCGCUUCCAGAAAGUGGGAAAUCUCGAGGACCUUCAUAAGUCGGUUUUGAUGAAGGAGGAAGCGGUGAGGCUCUCUCCAGAGGGCCAUGUUGGUAGGCCUAUCUGUCAGAUCUACCUCGCCAUAUCCUUGUCCGCUCGCUUUAAGCAGCUAGGCGAUGCUGCAGACAUGGACAAGGCCAUUUUGAUGCAGGAAGACGCACUACAGCAUACGCCGGAUGAUUAUCAUGACAGGCCUAAACUUUUGCAUGACCUCGGAGAAAUGUACUAUAACCGCUUCGAGAAGCUGGAGAACCCCGCGGAUAUUCACGCCUCGAUUUCGGCGAUGGAAGACGCAGUACGCCUUACUUCCGACGACCACCUUUUCAAGUUGGCCUAUCUGUACAGCCUCUGCCUGUCGCUAUGGGCCCGCUUUAAUCGGCUUGGAGAUAUCGCGGACGUGGGCAGGGUGAUUUCGGUGGAGGAAGAGACAGUACGACUCAUCCCCGAGGACCAUGCUGACAAGCACAGGAACUUGAGCAGCCUCAGCGCGUCCUUUCGCGUCCGCUUUCUGCAACUAGGCGACCUCGCAGACCUCGACCGGUCGAUUUCCGCGCAGGAGCGUGCAGCGCAGCUCACUCCGGAUGACCAUUCUCAGAAGCCCGAUCGCUUGGCCGUCCUCGGCGGGUUGCUGUGUGCUCGAUUUGAGAAGCUUGGGAACGUGGCGGACAUAGAUAGGGCCGUUUCUGUGCGGGAGGAUGCGGAGCGACUCACGCCGGACGAUCACUCUGACAAACCUCAGCGCUUGGCCGAGCUCAGCAUACCGCUGACGCUUCGCUUCGAGAGGUCUGGCAAUGUCGCAGACAUAGACAGGGCGAUUUCGUUGCAGGAAGACGCGGUGCGGCGCCUUCCCGAUGGCGAUCCUCACAAGCCUGAGGGCAACCUUGCCAGUCCCCUCCUGCAGCGUUUCAGGCGCCAGGGCGACCUCGCCGACAUCGAAAAUUCUGUUUCUGUACUCGAGGAUGCGGUGCAAUUGACUCCCGACGGCCACCCCGACAAUGUCGCAAAUGGAGACAAGCCUGCCCGAGUGACCAACGUCGGCAGCUUGUUCCUGGGCUGCCCCACCGACCUCGGCGACUCUGCCGCCCUCGACAGGGCUAUAUCGCACUUCUCGAGCACGGCACGCUCAUUUGGACGCUCUUCAUCCACUCGCCUUCGAGCGUCCGUCCAAUGGGCCGAGUCUGCUCGUCUUCGGAACUCUGAUUGUCUCUUAGAUGCAUACACUACUGCCGUUGAUCCUGUCCCGCAAGCAGCGUGGCUUGGAUUACCCCUCAAAGACCGCCACCACGAACUCCUUCGAGCGGCGGACGUCGUGCGCGGCGCCGCUGCCGCUGCUCUCGAUCGCGGACACCGCGGCCUUGCCGUCGAAUGGCUCGAGCAAGGCCGCGCAGUCGUCUGGAACCUGCUGCUGCAGCUCCUCCGUACGCCCCUUGAUGAGCUGGAGAUCGACCAUCCUGCGCUUGCGAGUGGACUGUGUCAGGUCUCGAACGAAUUGGAGCGGGGCAGCCGCCAUGACAUCGCCGGAAGCAUGGAGAAUGACGAGACAGCAUCCCCGGAGGCGCAAGCCCGACGACACCGUGCCCUCGCCAGCGCGAAUACGAGAAGCGUCUCGCCGACGUUCGGUCUUUGCCUGGUUUCAGACGCCUUCUUGCUGCCAAAGACUCUCUCACAGCUAGCGUCUUCGGCGCAUUCGGGACCCGUCGUCAUUCUCGAUGCUAGUCGGCUCCGAUGCGACACAUUGAUCCUCAGAGCUGAAUCGGACGACGUGCCCCGUGUCCCUCUCGCCGCUAUCACUUACGAGGAGGUGGAGAAGCUGCAGAAAUCCAUGAACCAGCCGCUUGCCGCUCAUGGCCACGUCAUUUCGCGGACAGACAGGGCUGUGGAAUUCGCACCAAUGAAACAGACUCCUGAUCAGCGGUUCCAGUCCAUUCUCGCGAGACUGUGGGAGAAGGAUGCGAAGCCGGGGUUGGAUGCACUUGGUUUCUUGACUCCAGGUACUGGACAUCCGUCUCGCAUCUUCUGGUGCCCCACCGGCCCAUUCUCGUUUCUCCCCAUCCACUCUGCAGGUCUGUAUGACGCCGCCGAUCCUGGAUCCAAGCUGUCAGACUUUGUUAUCUCGUCGUACACGCCCACUCUCAGUGUCCUCGCCCAACCACCACCACCUCAUGAUGGCAUUUCCGCGAACACUUUGCGUCUUGUUGCUGUUCCCCAGCCGAAAUCGGACGGACAGGGCCGACUCCACGGUCCACAACGAGAGGUGGAUUAUAUCAAAGCGACGCUCGAAAGCCUCCCACCCACUCCCGUCUCGCUCGCGGUGUCCAACGGGACCGUGGAAGACGUGCUGGAGAAGAUGAAAGAAUCAGACUGGAUCCACUUUGCAUGCCAUGGAGUGCAGGACAUCCACAGUCCCCUCGAAAGCGGACUGAUGCUCGCUGAUGGCCGCCGUCUGAAGCUGACGGACAUCAACCAGUUCGUGCGUCGCCGUGGAGGACUUGCGUCCCUGUCCGCGUGCCAGACUGCUAUGGGCGACAAGACUCUUCCGGAAGAGGCGGUCCAUCUUGCUGCGGGGAUGCUGCUCGCUGGAUAUGGCGGUGUGAUUGCUACAAUAUGGUCGAUACGCGACGCUGACGCGCCGGAGGUGGCGAAGAGCGUGUACGAGCAGUUGUUCCGGGAUGGCGACUCGCCAGACUGCAGGCAAGUUGCGCGGGCGCUGCACUAUGCGGUGGAGAAUCUCCGCCAGCAGGAUGAUAUUUCCUUCGUGUCUUGGGUUCCUUUCAUUCAUGUUGGUCUUUUUGCGAUAGCGUUGCCCUCGUAA